Messenger RNA from Somion occarium, 699 nucleotides. Lineage: Eukaryota; Fungi; Basidiomycota; Agaricomycetes; Polyporales; Cerrenaceae. The record is from the annotation of a GenBank genome assembly.
GUCUGUGUGGUGGUCGCGCUCGGCUCUUGCGUCGUAUUGCGCUUGCCAAGCGUCAUAAGACCCCCGGUUUGACCUGUCCAUCCUGCCACAAUCCAGCGCAUGACUCCUCUAAACCAGCGGAGAUCGUCCUUAGACACUAGUUCUGGCACGCCCAUUCGCCCAUGCUAGCCUCUUUCUUAUGUCUCUGCAGUGCCUGCCGGCUUUCAUCACACCGUCCUUCACAUACGCAAUAGACUUCUUCCCCACGUUCGCUCUCUGUCGCCAUACCCGUUCGUUCUUUGGUUUUCCCUCUGCCGUGCCAUCACGCUCUCUGGGUGUUUCGGCUGUCCCGAUUUCCAACCCGUCAACCCACGUUUUGCUCUAUACUUGGUCAUCUGAACUUCUUGCCGGCUCCAUCUAUAGCUUGGGUAUUUGUGGUUCACAAUGGCGACGAAUGUGCAUGCCGCUAGCCGUGCGUACCUUUUCCGAACUUACCGCUAACACCUUGAAAUAUCAUGGACUUGUGCUACAAUCGGGCCUGUCAAUCCGUAGUAUUAGUACGCUUUGUUGCUUCAUCCAUUGUGCUUUGCUAUUGCAUCAUCAGUGCAUUCAAUUCAUACUUGACAGAACCCUCAGAGCCUUUGUAUAUCUCCGUGAUCGAAGCAUUCCAGCGGCCCCGCAAUUCAUUCCCCCUUGACUGAAUGCGUAUGCCGGAUCAUG